Myzus persicae (green peach aphid) is the source of this 1116-nucleotide messenger RNA. RefSeq names its product putative nuclease HARBI1. The coding region runs from base 1 to 1116 and encodes 371 amino acids. Lineage: Eukaryota; Metazoa; Arthropoda; Insecta; Hemiptera; Aphididae. The record is from RefSeq and is a predicted model, not a curated record. The transcript is spliced from 5 exons.
AUGACUAAACUAAGUUUCUUUACUCAGACACAAAGCUUAGAUAAUGAUGAAGUUCUAUAUACUACUACCUCAUUUACUGGAAAAGUAUUAAAAACUGCAUUAUAUGUUGAAUCUGUUGUCUCCAAAUUAAGAGACUGUGAUUUUAAAAGCCACUUUCGUCUAAGUAGGCAAACUGUUGAAUUACUAUUUCAGUUAUUAAUUCCGAGUUAUGGAAUAUCUUUAAGAUGUGGUAGACAUGAUCCUAAGAAGCAAAUAUUAAUUGGUUUAUGGUAUUUUGCUAAUCAAGAAUCAUAUAGGCAAAUAAGUGAUCGAUUUGAUGUUUCUCUUGGAUCAUCUAUAACAAUAAUCAACUGCAUGGUUGACAAAAUAUGUGAGAAUGCUGAUCGUUUCAUUAUUUGGGCAAAAGGAAAUAAACUAAAUGAUACUAUUGAGGGGUUUACAUCAUUAAGAACUAAUGCUUUUCCAAAAGUAGUUGGUGCCAUUGAUGGAGCUCAUAUUAAAAUAUUGGCACCUUGGACAAAGAGAAAUAAAAUGCCCCCCCUUGACCGAAAUAGCUACAUUAACCGAAAGCAGGUAGCAACAGAACUUUUACAAGGCAUUUGUGAUUCAGAAUAUAAGUUCAUUAAUAUAUUUUCUGGUUGGCCAGGAUCUGCACACGAUGCACAUGUUUUUAAAAAUAGCCCAGUCGGUAAACAACUUAUUUCAAACUCAUUAAAUCUCUUUCCUAGAGAUAUGCACAUCCUUGGUGAUUGUUCAUAUCCUCUAUUGCAUUGUCUAAUGACACCAUAUAGGGAUAAUGGUCAUUUAACUAGAGAACAAAGGCACUUCAAUUAUAAACUAAGCUCUAGUCGGAUAGUGAUAGAACAAAGUUUUGGAAAAUUGUUUGGGAGAUUUCGUCGACUUAGAUUUCUUGAUGUCUAUGACAAAACUAAGUGUGCCAAAUUUAUUACAACAUGUGUAUGUCUACAUAAUAUUUGUAUGGAUACAUCAGAUGAUUGGAGCAGUCAUGAAGCUUACACAUCUAAUUCAAUAUCAAAUGACAAAGACACAUGUUCAGAUGUUAUAAUAUUAAAAAUGCUGCAAAAACAAAAGAGAUGCAAUAUGUCAAUAUUUUGA